GCAAAAUGCACGUUGAGGAGAAGCAUCAAAAGGUAAACAAUGCCAAAAAGGCGGAUAAAAAGCAGCGAAGGUGUCUGGCCAUCAUAAAAAACGACUGCGAGGUGUCCCCAAGUGAUGAGCCAACCAUUUACCUAGCGAUCCUCAACGUGGGACUGAGCAAUGGACUCACGGAGGAGUGUUUGCUCCAGGCGGCGGCCACAGCCGGUGGAAAGGUCACCCAAGUGGUCAUGUUGCCGGGAAAAUCCUACUGCUUUCUGGUCUGUGCCACCGUGGAGGACGCCCAGCGGAUAUAUCUGGGCAUGCACAACGUUUCCACCAUUGGACAACAGGGAGCAGUGGCCUACUUGAGUUUUGUAAAGGAAAUACCUAAUCUUGCGGGGAAAAACGAAUGGGACAGACCUCUGCCCAAUGGACUCCUGGUAAUUUCGGACUUUGUCAGUGAGGAUGAGGAAUCCACUCUGCUGAAGGCUAUUGGUGAGGAUGGCAGAAGAUCCGAGGCCACGGGCACUCUGAAGCAUCGAAACGUCAAGCACUUUGGCUUUGAGUUUCUUUACGGCAGCAACAACGUUGAUCCCUCGAAGCCUCUGGAGCAGUCUAUACCAUCAGCAUGUGAUAUUCUGUGGUCGCGCCUGCCGAACUCCGCUUCCACUUGGGAUUGGAGCACUCCGGACCAGCUGACAGUGAACGAGUACGAACCGGGUCAUGGAAUUCCUCCCCAUGUGGACACACAUAGUGCGUUUUUGGAUCCCAUUCUCUCGCUGUCCCUGCAAUCGGAUGUGGUAAUGGAUUUCCGUCGAGGAGAGGAGCAGGUUCAGGUCAGAUUGCCGCGCCGAUCCUUGCUGAUUAUGUCCAAUGAGGCGCGCUAUGAUUGGACGCAUGGCAUUCGACCAAAGCACAUCGAUGUGGUGCCCAGUUCGUCCGGAGGUUUAACCACUCAGUCGCGCGGCAAGAGGACUUCCUUGACUUUUCGCCGCCUACGAAGAGGACCCUGCAACUGUUCGUAUCCCACGCUCUGCGAUACUCGGCAAACAAAGGUGCCACAGGAACUCAACGCCUCACUGGCUGCUCAGGCCGUCACUUUGGAGCAACAGAAUGUCCACGAGGUGUACGAUAAGAUUGCCGAUCACUUUAGCGAAACGCGGCACACACCCUGGCCACAGGUAGCCGAAUUUCUGGACUCCUUUGAUCCGCAAUCCGUGGUGCUGGACAUUGGCUGCGGCAAUGGCAAGUAUCUCGGCUGCAAUCCUCAGCUCAUCAACAUUGGUUGCGACCGGGCCCAGGGAUUACUAGCUGUGGGUCGUCGGAAGGGACAGAAUGUCUUUCGAUGCGACUGUCUUGGUGUUCCAGUGCGCUCGUCUAGCAUCGAUGGCUGCAUCAGUAUAGCGGUCAUCCAUCACCUGGCCACUACCGAGCGACGUUUGGCCGCUCUUCAGGAAAUGGCACGUGUUCUGCGACCUGGAGGCCGUGCCUUGGUCUACGUAUGGGCUAAGGAUCAGCGGAAGAAUGAUAAGAAGUCAGCUUAUCUGCGGCAAAAUAAAGCAGUGAAUAAGGAGCGCACCACCGAGCAGCAGCAGCGUCAGAAGCAGCGCCAGGAACUGGAGCAGCAGCUGCCCAAUAAUACACCUCUUCCUGUGCACACCAAUCGCACUGAGUUCCAGCAGCAGGACGUACUGGUGCCGUGGAAGACCAAGGAUGAACAGAGGACCACAUAUCUGCGAUACUACCACGUCUUCGAGGAGCAGGAACUGGAGCAACUGGUGGCCCAGCUGCCAGAAGUUCAAUUAAAGAAAAGCUACUACGACCAAGGCAAUCAUUGUGUAAUCUUCGAGAAGAUCUCGAAAAACUCUUUAUAAAAAAAGAUUACAUUUAUGUAAUUCGUUUAUUUGAUUUCAAAAAUACACAUUCACACAGUU
Messenger RNA from Drosophila takahashii, 1913 nucleotides. Its product is annotated as tRNA (carboxymethyluridine(34)-5-O)-methyltransferase ALKBH8. Gene Ontology annotation, biological process: tRNA wobble uridine modification; tRNA methylation. Gene Ontology annotation, cellular component: cytoplasm; nucleus. The record is from RefSeq and is a predicted model, not a curated record. Gene Ontology annotation, molecular function: S-adenosylmethionine-dependent methyltransferase activity; tRNA binding; tRNA (5-carboxymethyluridine(34)-5-O)-methyltransferase activity. NCBI's taxonomy places the organism in Eukaryota, Metazoa, Arthropoda, Insecta, Diptera, Drosophilidae.